UCAUCAUCAUCAUCAUGGCUGCCGCUGACCAAGGAACGCACGCCAGCUCAGUUCGUCCUCGUUCCUACCAAGACGAGAGCUAUCUGCCCGGGUUUCUUGGAGCUGUGGGUGACUUACAGAAGGAAGGGGAACUGCAGGAUGUCAUCCUUGAAGUCGAGGGCCGGCGGUUUCCCUGCCAUCGGCUUGUUCUGUCCGCGGCCAGCCCCUACUUCAGAGCCAUGUUUACAAGCGACAUGGCGGAAAGUCGGCAGAAGACGGUCGUUUUACAGGGUUUGGAUGCAGAAAUGUUUGGGGAGAUCCUGAGUUACACCUACUCGGGAACCCUCCACGUGUCCCUGGACAGUGUGCAGCCCCUGUACCAGGCAGCCGACCUUCUGCAGCUGGACUUUGUGAGAGACACCUGCAGCAGCUACAUGGCCAUGAACGUGGAGCACUCCACCUGUGUGGACCUGUACAAGUUUGCUGAUGUCUUCACGGUGGAUGUUCUUCUGAACCGUUGUCUGCAGUAUAUAUGUCAGCAUUUUGUGGAGGUUACCUCUAGUGAGGAGUUCUGCAGCCUGAGUGUGGAUCAGCUGACUGAGAUCAUCAGCCAUGAUGAGCUGGAUGUUAAAGAGGAGACAAGAGUGUGGGAGGCUGUGGUGAGAUGGGUGCAGCACAACAGUGAGGACAGACUGCAGCAUCUACCCAGCAUCCUCCCUCACAUCCGCUUCAACCUGCUGACCUCAGAGGACACGGCAGCCAUCUUGGAACAUCCCCUGGUCAGGGAGGAUCCUGGGAGUUCUGAAUCUGAGGUCAUCAGGAAUGCGGUACAGAGGAACCCCAACCUGAAGCCGAGGCUUGGGAUGACCACGGAAAUGGUUCUGCUGUCUGAUAGCCUUAACGGAAAAAAGAUGCUGUGGAUGAACCCAGGAGAAGGGAAGUACGUCAGGUGUGACUACAACCUACCAGUAUCUACAUAUAAUGGUGUGGUUACACACGGUAAUGAGAUCUAUGUCUUAGCUGCAGAUUCACACAACAUCUAUCUGUGUAAAUACAACCAUGUUGAGAACAAAUGGGAACAAAAGUCGACCGUGUCCGAAGGACCUAGAGAAAUGGGAAGUCUACCAAAUGACUACCUUAUGGAAAUCGAUGGACAUGAUCUUUUUUACCUUGUAACAUGGCCAGUGAUGGCAUUCAAGAAAUACAACCAGCACACAAAUGAGUGGCACAACUGUGCAACACCUCAAGAUGGUGAGCAGUUGGAUGUCACUUUUGCAGUGUCCUGCAAUCAGCGCAUCUACCUCUUCACACAUACAGAAAUGCAUUGGUACGACCCGAGGGAAGACCGGUGGUCCAAGAAAGCCCUAUCAGACUACGGUCCUGAAGUGCGAGUUGACUACAGUCGGGGAGUCGCCAUGGGAACAAAGAUCUUCUGGACGGAUGCUGGCUUCUUCAACAUGUUGGAGUACGAUACAGAAGCAGACAGCUGGUCUGAACAUCCAGCCCCAGGGUUUGAGGACAAUAUUGAAGAUGGAGAUCUCUUUGUACUCCAAAACACACUCCAUGCACUGGUCAACUAUUGCCCGAGUGAUGACGAGUCCAGCCUACCUCAACAGGUUUUAAUUUAUGACAGGCGUGAACGUAUUUGGAGAGAGUUGCCUGAGCUGCCUUUUGGGCGUAGGUGUGUUUAUGAUUCUCUGAACGCUGAACGUAUGUACCUACCAUAUCUGAACACCAGCCAAGCUGACACACAGGAUGCAGCAAACCCAGGGGGACCACCUGGUGAAUAGUUUUGGUAGUUCGCAAGCCAUCAGAGCAUGCGUGAGAACAUGCUAGAACGUCAUCGUUGAUUAGAUUAGGCAGACUUUGAUGACAUCUUUGUCUGAGUUGGUUUUAUAAUUCAUUUCCAUGAAUUAGACAAUAGGCACUGUGUUCAGGAGGGAAUAGUAGUCUCUCCAGACCUGAGCAUACCUGUUAUACUUGUAUUUAGUGUGCUUUCAGUGCAGGACUGUUCAAUCAAAGGAUAGAUAUCUCUGUGUUCUACAGUUUCCAGUUCUUGCUGAAUGUCCCACAUUGGAUACAUGUUUUUGCACCCAAACUAGCACUGUGGCUUUUAUUGAAAAGUGAUGCUUGCUUCUCAAAGUGACUAGAUACAUGUAGACACAUGAUCUUUGAGUUUGACCUCUCAAACAAACAAUCUCUUACCUCAUUACUUUGUUGUAUAUAGAAUAGGAUAGGUUAAGUUAGUAAUCAGUUACAGGUUGUUGUAUUUUAUGUCUAGCAAUAAGCA
This is a messenger RNA of Branchiostoma belcheri (Belcher's lancelet), 2269 nucleotides long. RefSeq names its product kelch-like protein 3. Gene Ontology annotation, molecular function: protein binding. The record is from RefSeq and is a predicted model, not a curated record. The coding region runs from base 15 to 1769 and encodes 584 amino acids. The transcript has 2 exons. Lineage: Eukaryota; Metazoa; Chordata; Leptocardii; Amphioxiformes; Branchiostomatidae.